AUGGCGGAAUCGACAAAGCAACACAUCGAUCUAAUCCGGGAGACUAAGUUCUCAAUUGGCAGAGCUUAUAAUCCUUUGACGGAGGAUCUUCAUCAGGCUCACCGCAAUUGCAACCUUGGCUACAUUGUUCCUGAGUGGGUUGAGAAACGUCCUUCUCUGGUCGAUAUUCAAAAGAUUAAUGGUUUUGGUUCUGCUAUUCCGACCACAACAAUAAUCAUGCCUUUGAAAAGUGACAAAGUAAAGCCAGUGAAAGAACAACUCUCCAAUGUUCAUCCUGAGAUCCACUACCAAGAUAAGGUCAGCAUUGUUAACUCACACGGGAUUGUUAGCGAGACUAAUUUGGUGUCAAGGAAGAGCAUUGAUGCUGAGUCGCAAAAGUUAACGGUGAAAAAUGAGAACCGUGUGGGAAGGAGAGGCGAAGUUGAGGAAUUGUUGACAACGUUGGUGUUUCUACUCGGAGACCGUCUUGCCCUUGGAGAUAGCUUUCCUCCUAGUAUCUAUGCGUUUCUUCCCACCGAGAUGGAGAUUUUAUCCUUGCAUCGUCUAGAUGAUAUGUGGAACCAAGGGAUUCUCAGCUGUGUUCCUUCUGCAUUUGUGAAUGCAUUCACUUCUUUAGUGAAAAAGACAGAUGCUUUUAGUUUCUUGCCUGUGAAGGUAUCUAACUACGAAGAGUUGAAUGAUGUCCGAGAAUCUAUUAUGGCAAGGGUUUUGGCAGAGGGAAAUGUGCCUAGCAGACUUUGA
This is a messenger RNA of Arabidopsis thaliana (thale cress), 741 nucleotides long. RefSeq names its product DNA-binding protein. The coding region runs from base 1 to 741 and encodes 246 amino acids. Lineage: Eukaryota; Viridiplantae; Streptophyta; Magnoliopsida; Brassicales; Brassicaceae. The transcript is spliced from 5 exons. The record is from RefSeq and is marked reviewed.